AUGUAACAGCGCCGUGAACGGGGACACAGCUGAAAAAGUCACCUAUCCCAAUGAGCAGACAUACGGAGUGGGAAAUGCGUUUUUAUUUUCCAGCGAGACCUCUUCCGUCGCCCUAGUGAGCCAUUCACUGGAUCUAAAAGUGUCGCGCUCAUUGGGGUUCAAGGAUUGAGUUUAUGUGUGGAUUAUUGGAACCCGGAGGCCCCGUUGAGUUGAGUGUGUGCUGGGCAGGAGUGGGUCAGAAUGAGGCUGCUGCUCUGAGCGGGGCUUUUCGCUCUGACUCGGGUCUCUGAAGAAAUAAUAUUUACUUAUAAAACUGGACACCUCUGGAGCAGUUUAUGACGACUCAGGUUGGACCGUAAUGACCGCACGCUUCCGGUUGCCUGCAGGCAGAUCCUACAAUGUCCGGGCGACGGAGCUGGCGCGUGACAGGCAGCGCACCAAGGUGGUCUGCAACAUUAUUUUUUUGGACAACACUGUCCAGCCUUUUAAAGUCAAUAAGCACGAUCAAGGACAGAUCCUCCUAGACGCUGUCUUUAAGCACCUGGAGCUGACCGAGAGGGACUAUUUUGGGUUGCACCUGGCCGACGAUUCCUCCGAUAGCCCAAGGUGGCUGGAUCCGAAUAAACCCAUAAGGAAGCAAUUAAAAAGGGGCUCCCCGCAUCAUCUGAACUUCCGGGUGAAAUUUUUUGUGAGUGACCCCAACAAACUUCAGGAAGAAUACACCCGGUACCAGUAUUUUCUGCAGAUUAAGCUAGACUUACUCAGUGGAAGACUACCCUGUCCGCACAAUACUGCUGCUCUCCUGGCAUCGUACGCUGUUCAGUCUGAGCUGGGCGAUUACAGUGAGGCUGAGAAUUCGCCGGGGUACCUGUCUGAAUUCUGCUUCAUCCCAAACCAGCCCCAGAGCUUUGAAAAAGAUGUCACCAAACAUCACCAGCAACACAGUGGACUUACUCCAGCACAGUCUGAAUUCAAUUACCUGAACACGGCACGAACGUUGGAGCUCUAUGGAGUGGAACUGCACUAUGCAAGGGAUCAAAGCAACACGGAGAUUUUCGUCGGGGUGAUGUCAGCCGGCAUAGCCAUCUAUAAGAACAGGUUACGAAUCAACUUCUUUCCAUGGUUGAAGAUUGUGAAAAUAUCUUUUAAAUGCAAACAGUUUUUCAUCCAGCUGAGAAAAGAGGCGAAUGAGACAAGAGAUACAAUGCUGGGUUUCAACAUGGUAAACUACAGGGCCUGCAAGAACCUCUGGAAGGCCUGUGUGGAACACCAUACAUUUUUUCGGCUAGAUCACCCUGUUCCCCCACAGAAGAACUUCUUUGCACACUACUUCAGUUUGGGCUCCAAGUUUCGUUACUGUGGGAGGACGGAAGCACAAUCUGUUCAGUAUGGCAAGGAGAAGGGAAUCAAGACCAGAAUAUUUGCAAGAUCUCCAAGCAAGCCCCUGGGCAGGAAAUUGAUGGGUGUGACGGACUGGGAAGCAAUGAGCAUGAACUCACUGUCUGAGGAAAGGCUAGAGACCCGUAGCCUGCCCACCCGCUCACCCCCUGGGACACCCAACCAUAGGAACUCCUUGUUUGUACAAGAGGGUCCUCGGCUGCGGCCCUCUUCCAUGGGUCACUUGGUGGAUCAUGUCAUCCAUGCCUCACCCAGUCUGCCUGUUUUCUCCAAUCACAAAUCAGCUUCCUCCACGCAGGCCAACAGCAUCAGCCUGGAGUCUACACCGUCUCCGGAAGGCAUUGAAGGCCUGCCCCCUGCCCUCCCACCCAAACAGUCCCGGAAGAACCUGAGCCAACUUAUACUAUCCCACUCCCAACAGGACUUAGACAACCACAUCAACGAAAUGUACAAUGUCCCCAUAGCAACAGACAAGGCCACGCCCAAUGGAGUCGUUCCUCAUGACAAUCUUGUUCUGAUCAAGAUGAAACCAGAUGAGAAUGGAAGAUUUGGGUUUAAUGUGAAGGGUGGCUCUGAUCAGAAGAUGCCCAUAAUUGUGUCUCGGGUAGCACCUGGAACAUCGGCUGAUUUAUGUGUGCCUCGUCUGAACGAGGGUGAUCAGGUUGUGCUGAUCAAUGGUCGAGAUAUUUCAGAGCACACGCAUGAUCAGGUAGUCAUGUUCAUCAAGGCUAGCUGUGAGAGUCACUCGGGGGAGCUCAUCCUUUUGGUGCGCCCCAAUGCCAUCUAUGAUGUAGUUGAGGAGAAACUGGAGACAGAGCCGGAUUUUCAGUACAUCCCAGAGAAAUCUCCCACAGAUCCCUCCCAUCUGGACCAGGACGCCUGGAGGGACUCCAUGCUGCAGCUAAAAGAGGGUCUUAACAGUGGUGCUGUUCUGGCUCAGUUUGAUCAACUGUACCGGAAAAGGCCUGGAAUGACAAUGUCAUGUGCCAAAUUACCUCAGAAUAUUUCCAAAAAUCGCUACAGAGACAUCUCACCUUAUGAUGCAACUAGAGUCAUCUUGAAAGGCACAGAUGACUACAUCAAUGCAAAUUACAUCAAUAUGGAAAUCCCUGCCUCCAGUCUCAUAAACCGCUAUAUUGCCUGCCAGGGGCCGCUGCCCAACACAUGCCCGGACUUCUGGCAGAUGACGUGGGAGCAGGGCUCCUCCAUGGUAGUCAUGCUUACCACUCAGGUUGAGCGAGGACGUGUGAAGUGCCAUCAGUACUGGCCUGACCCCUCAGGUAGCGCUACAUACGGCGGCUUUCAAGUUUCCUGCCAAACGGAGGAGGGAAACUCUGCUUUCUUGGUUAGAGAUAUGACCCUUAAUCACAUUGAGAGUGGGGAGAGCCGGGAGUUGACCCAGAUCCAGUACCUAGCAUGGCCUGACCAUGGUGUACCAGAUGACUCAACGGACUUCCUGGAUUUUGUGGCUCUGGUCCGCAGUAAACGAGCUAGAAAGGAUGAGCCCGUUGUGGUCCACUGCAGUGCUGGCAUUGGCCGAACAGGAGUUCUUAUCACCAUGGAGACGGCGAUGUGUCUGAUGGAGUGCAGUCAGCCUGUGUAUCCAUUAGACACUGUGAGAACCAUGAGGGAUCAGAGGGCCAUGAUGAUUCAGACACCUAGCCAGUUCAAGUUUGUGUGUGAGGCUAUACUGAAGGUUUACGAGGAGGGCCUGGUGAAACCGCUCAAGUCCACGCUGUACGAAUCAAACUAAUGUAACGCCAGCUUUUCCUGAAAUUGAUGCUGAAAUUCACUGAUGGAACACUCUCCACUUGAUAUCAUGGCUCCGCAACGGACACAUACCCAAAGCGGUGGAGAAAUUUCUCGAGCCAGGAACACGGGACAUAAUCCAAGCACUGCUGCACUUUACACUGGCAAAAAGACAAAAUGCCAAGCUUCAAUGAGGAGAGAAUAUAAGGACACAAAAUGUAACAAAGGUGAAUUUGGUACUUGUUGGGGCUUUUGAGUGUUCAGGGUUUUGACAAAUAUUUGUUAAUAAUGAAUAUAGAAAAGAUUGCUAGUGCCAUAUAUAAGUUUUUAAGGGCAGGCCCGUGAAUGAAUGAGUGUUUUUAUAUGUGGUCACCUUAGUUAGUUGGAAACAAAAAAGAAAAGAAAAAUCCACAAGACAAUUCACAUCCAGGCCUGUGCUUCAGAUGAACAUCUGUAUUUUUAUUAGGGAUAUUUAUUGUGUUUUAGUUUUAAUGCUGAGCCCUGCCCAUUGGGGGGAAAAAAAGUCACUUCUUAGAAUUCAAGAUUGGUACUUCUUACUAAAGUGAUAGUGGAUAAUUUUUUUUCUGUUUGAUAUGUUCUCCCUUUUUUGGCACAGGGUGAAAUACAUUUUUAUUUAUUGUGCUGUCUUAAUAAAAUUGAUGCAGUCAGGACUUUAAAACA
This is a messenger RNA of Myxocyprinus asiaticus (Chinese sucker), 3828 nucleotides long. It is a transcript of the gene ptpn4a, whose product is annotated as protein tyrosine phosphatase non-receptor type 4a. Gene Ontology annotation, biological process: protein dephosphorylation. The record is from RefSeq and is a predicted model, not a curated record. The transcript is spliced from 27 exons. Lineage: Eukaryota; Metazoa; Chordata; Actinopteri; Cypriniformes; Catostomidae. Gene Ontology annotation, cellular component: cytoplasm; cytoplasmic side of plasma membrane; cytoskeleton. The coding region runs from base 359 to 3151 and encodes 930 amino acids. Gene Ontology annotation, molecular function: cytoskeletal protein binding; protein tyrosine phosphatase activity.